This is a messenger RNA of Hydatigera taeniaeformis, 312 nucleotides long. Lineage: Eukaryota; Metazoa; Platyhelminthes; Cestoda; Cyclophyllidea; Taeniidae. The record is from the annotation of a GenBank genome assembly.
AUGUCAUGGCUCGUGGGCACCUUUCGCACCGCAUCGAAGGCAUGGCAACGGCUGGAGAAGGAGGAUGAUCAAGAGGAGGGUGAAACUGCCCCACUCAGUUGCACUGACGUUCAGGGAACCGCUCUUGCAUUCUCGAGAGACAGCAUGCUCCCCCCCUCCCACCCUCCCUACAGUUCUACAAAACCUUCUGAGCUUCCACGACGCAUAUUUCACCCGAGUAUGAGGCCUCCUAUUGUCGUCAGAAAAGACUCAGUGUGCUACAACACCCAACAUCGUGAGGAUAAAGUGGGCUUCAGGAAGGAAACCAAGUAA